Messenger RNA from Cyprinodon tularosa, 1865 nucleotides. It is a transcript of the gene sash3, whose product is annotated as SAM and SH3 domain containing 3. The transcript has 8 exons. Lineage: Eukaryota; Metazoa; Chordata; Actinopteri; Cyprinodontiformes; Cyprinodontidae. Bases 182 to 1360 code for a protein of 392 amino acids. The record is from RefSeq and is a predicted model, not a curated record. Gene Ontology annotation, molecular function: protein binding.
UCCUGACGUGCACUUCACUCUUCUGCAGCAGAGUGCACCUCAGCCCUCUUUUCUUUCUCUCCAGCUCCGGCUUGUGACACCAUAGGAACAGAUAUCCUUAAGUCACUAAACACCCUGAAGUCCUCUAAUAGGUGUCUUGUCUGGAGAGUUAAGUGGAUCACAGAAGAAGAAGAGGAAGAAGAUGCUGAGGCGAAGACCAUCAAACGCCUCGGAGAAGGAGCAGACUCAGAAGAAGAAGCUCACCUUGCAGAGGUCCAGCAGCUUCAAGGAUUUUAUGAAACACAAGCCCACCUCCCCCAAUGUGCAAGAUAAGGAGUUCACCCUGGACGACCACGAGGGGGAAUGUGAAGAAGCAGUGAAAAGUGGCAGCAAACUGGGGAAAAAAUGGCGCAAUGUCAUUUCUCGUACAAUGACCCGCAAAACAUCCAAGAUGGUGCAGAAGGCCCUGGCUGAGGAGGGGGCAGAGAGUGGGGAUGAGAUGUCCCCCGUCUCAGCUGACUUUCUUCCAGAUCUGAGUGCAGGACAGAGGACGUCUGUGUGCUCCACAGGGUCAGAGGACACCACUCCCAGCCCAGUGAGCCGCCAGCUCUCUGCCAGCAGCGACAGGCAGAGCUUGGACAGUGGUUACAGCCAGCGGGACAGCAUGCGGCUGGAGGACAGCUCUUACAACGGGCCAUUCUGUGGACGUGCUGUGGUCCACACUGACUUCACUCCCAGCCCCUAUGAUGUGGAGUCGCUAAAACUCCAAAAAGGUGACAUUAUCUACAUCAUCGACAAACCGCCUGUGGGAACCUGGACAGGAAAGCUCAACAAUAAAGUGGGUUCCUUCAAGUUCAUCUAUGUCAACCUCCUUCCUGAUGAGACCCCCCCAACCAGAAGGAAACGAUGCCACAGCAAGGGCAAGCAGUCCAAAUCCAAGCCCAAAACCUUGGAGGAAGUCCUGGAGAGCAUCGGCCUGACGGAGCUGAGCUCAUUGCUGUCCAUGCAUGGCUUCCAGAGCCUGGAGGACUUCACUGGACUGAAGGAGUCACACUUGAAUGAGCUGAACAUCACAAACCCAGACCACCGCUCCAAGAUCCUGAAUGCAACUGACCUGCUCAGAGACUCUGAAGAUGAGUCUGAACCAGAGGAGGAAGAGUUAGAGGAGGCCUCAGCUGAAAGCUCCAAGGAGCCGAGGGACUCUGGUUGCUUUGAGAGCUCAGAGAAUCUGGAGGGUGGCCGUGAGGAGCCAAAGACAGAGGAGCACGAUUCAAACCAGGAAACAGAGAAACAAGAGGAAAAGUCCCAGGAGGACCAGGCAGAGGAACUGGAAGCUGUCCAGGAGCAGCUGCAGGAGCUGACAGUGGAUGAUGGACAGUGAUUGCGAUGAUGGAAAAUAUGCUCAAACUUUUUUCUUCUCAUUUCUGAGAGGCUGUGGAUGCCAUUUAAAGUCUCUCUUUAUCAAAAGAGAGCAGACAAUGCCACUUUAAUGCAAACAUACUGAACAAACAGGGUUGAAAUACUGAAUGUGUAUAACAAUGAUUUCGCAGCUUGCAUACAUAAGCAGUCCAGCAGCAAACACUGUUACUAGCUGCUACAGGUGGCAGCAUUACUCUGAAUUAACUUGCGUUCAAAAACACCAUGUCAUUUUACUGGAGACGUGCUGUUCUGUAUUAUAAUGUUAUAACUAAAGCGUUCAAGGGUUUUACUCUGGGUUCUACCCUGUCUGUCCUUAACGUUCUCAUGCUUUAGUGUCUCUUUGGUCCUUCAUGAAUGUAAACUAUUUUACAUUUUUUAUGUAAUGUGAAUAUCACUGCUAUUGUUUUUUUUUUUUCCUGUGACUGUAAAUACAUUUAAUAAAGUUAAAUUAGUAGAGUGGUGAUAAA